Messenger RNA from Scylla paramamosain (green mud crab), 3156 nucleotides. RefSeq lists its product as uncharacterized. The transcript is spliced from 9 exons. NCBI's taxonomy places the organism in Eukaryota, Metazoa, Arthropoda, Malacostraca, Decapoda, Portunidae. The record is from RefSeq and is a predicted model, not a curated record. Bases 671 to 1255 code for a protein of 194 amino acids.
GGAACAGGGAAGGGGUCGUGACCUCAGCCCGUAAUCUGAAACGCUCUGCUCUUUCAUCACAGUCAUUUUCAAAGGCUAUAGAGACGAUUAGCCACUUUCUCAUGAGUGCUUCCCUUUUUAAUAAUGCAACUAAAUCUUGUUAAUCUGUCACUGGAACCGUAAAAAAAAAAAAGUAAAAAAAAAGCAUAUUUAAAAGCCCAUGUAAUUUUAUCUAGAGCCUUUUGAAAGCAGUCGGGGUGCGGCGCAGAGGCUUUCCAGAAUAUGAUCCCUGCUUAGAUACCCUGAUCACACCCACUUAUUCUUUUAAUCACUUUAUGCUGGACGGAAAGUGGUGUGCGCUGUGAGGGAAUCGGUGAAGGCGCGGGUGACAGAGCGACGCGAGGCACGAGAGGAGGAGAGGCAAUGGCGUUAAGAAGAAAGGGAAGACUGGUAACACACCUGCCCUUCUUGCUUACCUACUUGCUUCUGAGUACAGCUUGGAGCUUAUAUCACGUGACAUGGACAUAAACCACCUGUGCCAGCGUGCAGGACAGCUGAGGCAACAUUGGCCCUGGGAAACUCGGGAACUUGAAGAAGUGGUGGCGGCGUCAGAAGCACCUUGAUUGGAGAGGAGCCGAUCACAGACAUAGAAGCAGACGGGGGAAGCGGCGCGGCAGGAAAGGAGGCGGGAAUGGAAGCAACGGAGGAUGUACUGAGGGCGGAGGAAGGCGUGGUGGUGGCUGAGAACGGCACUUCCGAAGCGGUGGUACUGGACUGCCCUCAUGACUUGGAUGGAAAUGACGCCGCUGGUCUGACCAUCAAAUGGUACUACCACCAGCCCCGCGCGACUCUCGUGUACCAGUGGAUCCUGAACCGCGAACCCGAGGCCAUAUCGAAGCUGAGGGGCCGCGUGGACCUGUCAUACGAGGCCUCCCAAGAUGCCUUCCACCGCUACAGUGCCAUCCGCAUCCUGCACCCCACCACAGACAUCGCGGGCCAUUACGAGUGUCGCGUCUCCUCAUACACCAUGGAGAGCACGUUCCCUCGAGACCUCGUCGUGUUUAGAAAGCCGAGCACUCUAGACGUGCAGGCCGAAGCGAAUGGGGAGGACCAGGUAAAUGUGACGUGUCAAGUGGAGGAGGUGUUCCCGCAACCUGUCCUCCACCUGUACAAGAAGUCCCCCUCCAAAGACAGUGAGAUGCUGAAGGGAGUCACCCGGGUCACAUCCUUCAUGGGCAAGACCUUACAACAUGCAGGUGGAAAAGGUGGUGGAUGAGGUGACUUUGAAUGGCCCCACUGAGUUUGAGUGUGUCAUGGGCAUCCCCAAGACGAAGGUGAAGAGGAGCACAUACACCAAAUACCAGCCCCGAGUAUCCAUCACAACUGGAGCAGUGACUACAGGCAGCAACACACAACGGGCCUCAGCGGUGCUCCUGCUUGUCCUCUCUUUCCUCGUUUGUCUGCUGUAUGGUUGAGGGCUUCCCUUCACUGCAAGUCCAACAAGGGAGUGGAGAGUGAGCUGCUGUAAAAACCUCAAGAUGAUUAUUACAUCAAGUCUUCCCCAAGCAUACUUUUAUACAUACUUUAUCAUAUUCUAUACACUUCUGUUUGUCACAACUUAGCCAUAAUCCCCAUCCUACACAGAAUGCAAGCUGAUAAUUUCCGUGAGUUUGGUGUGUAUUCAGAAACACUUUGCUCUCUCAUCACGAGUGUUUUCAACAACUGUGGUCAAGUGAUGUGGGUUUUUAAGGGUGUUUUCAUGGUUUUAGUGGCAGAUUAAUAACAUAAUUUCUACACUACUAGCAAGAAAAACAUGCUUGAGAACCUGACCAAUCAUCUCUGAGACCUUGAGAACAGUCAUGGUGAGAGGGCAAGCAUUUCUUAAUAUGCACCUUUAUUACAAUGUACACAAGGAUCAACAUGUGCAGUGAUAAGGACAUUCAGCUCAGAGUGUUGUGUGAAAUUAAGUCCCCACCACAUCAUUAAGUGAGUGUGGCAGAAUGUUGGCUAUGACUUACUGAGGGAGGGUAAGUCUCCCUCAGAUGGCCAUGUGGCAGGACACCAUCAGUAGUAUAAUUAUAUACUUGUAUAUUAUUCAUGGAUUUAAUUUCUACAUAUUUUUGCAUCCCUGCUAUUGUGAUUUGUAUAACACUGUACAUGAUUCCCAGCAGUGCAUGUCUUUACUGGAGCAUGGCGCCUUAUGUGUCUUUGUAUCAUCUAGUCAAAUGGUUCUCUCUUCGUGCCAUUCAUUUUAUAACUGCCAAAUAGUGAGUCCCUCUAAUCAGCAGCCAGAUGCAAUAUAUCCCUCAGAGGGUGGUUGUGAUACCAUUCUACAGGGCAGUAGGCAACUGUCUCAGAAAAGGACAGUUUUGUAAUAUAAUAGAAGAAUUGUGAUCACAGCAAGGCAGGGAACAAGGAUUUAUGGUGUGGUUAUAUUACCAGCCAGCAAUGCUCCUUGUACCUUGACCUCAAGUUGCUCCUCCUCCGACUCCUUAUCCCCACUUAUUGCUUGCCCCACAGUGAGAGGUGUGGUGGUAACUUUUCAUGAAUGUUGUCAACUGACCAUUGCAGUGUGGUGGAAUGUACUUAAAAUCUACAACUUUCUUUGACAUGACAUUCCCCAGGAAUGUAAAUAUUAUGAGGGAAAUCUUGCAAUAAUGAUGGUGGAAGGGUAAGGGUGAGGAUGUGAGCAGACCUGAGUCUCUCCCAGCAACCCCAACAAUGUAUCACAGAACCCUGAGAUGUCUUUGCCUUAAGCUGGUGUCAUUCCUCUGAUACGUAGUGAAAUGGUGCACAAGUAUUUUUACCAUAUCUUAGGGUCAUUCCUUUCAUACAAAUUGGUGCAAGAGUAAUAUAAGAGUAAAAAUUGUAGCUUAGAUAUCUCGUCUUCCAACCUCUAUGCUAGUAAAUUUGUGAUAAAUUUCUACUAAUAUCAUAUAAAUACAAAACUUUACUUACUGUAUAGGCAUAACUUCAAUAUGGUGCAUUAUAACAAAUGAUGACUAAAUGUAUAGCAGCUUAUAAUUACAUACAUGAGUAGAAUGGAUACUGGCAAAACAUGUUAGUUUACAGUGUUAUCACCUGACCAGUCACUCCAUCUAUGCCACUCAACAUGCAAAUGAAUGGCAAACAUGAUCAGCAUAGCUUUAAUUAAUAAUAAAGUGUUAUUUUGUUUUC